Molecule: messenger RNA, 1862 nt
Organism: Erigeron canadensis
Lineage: Eukaryota; Viridiplantae; Streptophyta; Magnoliopsida; Asterales; Asteraceae
Exons: 3
Coding region: 105-1811 (568 amino acids)
Molecular function (GO): protein binding
Source: RefSeq, a predicted model, not a curated record
CAAAAUAUGAGAAAAUAUAUACAUAUACACUAAUUCUAUAGAUAUAGAUUCUUAAUUAGGUUCUUCAUCACAUCACUUUUUUUUUUAUCAACAAAUCACAAACCAUGGUUUCAUCUCCUUCUCAUUAUCAAUCUCAUGGAUGUCUUGAUAAAAAACAUUGGUGGCUUACCAAUAAAAAGAUUGUUGAUAUGUAUGUAAAGGAUGCAAGAUCAUUAAUAGCAUCACAAGAACAAAACAACAUUGCAACAGCAAUAAGUUUACUUGAUGCUGCACUUGCUUUAUCACCAAGAUAUGAAUUGGCAAUGGAGUUAAAAGCUACAUCUCUUUUAAGUCUUAAAAGAUAUAAAGAAGUUGCAAAUAUGUUACAAGAUUAUAUUCCUAGCCAUAAAAUGUCAUCAUGUGAUGACACUUCUUCUUCAUCAUCAUCUUCUUCAUCUUCUGAUAAUAAUAUGCAACCAUUGGCUAGAGAACGUGUUAAGCUUUUAUCUUCUGGUGCUAAUUCGCCUUCUCGGUUCGAGCAACCGUUUAAGUGCUUUUCGGUAUCGGAUUUGAAGAAAAAGGUCAUGGCUGGAUUAGCCAAAAAUCGCAACAAAGAAGGUCAAUGGAGGUAUAUGAUACUUGGUCAAGCAUGUUGUCACUUAGGAUUAAUGGAGGAUGCAAUGGCCUUACUCCAAACCGGAAAACGUCUCGCUUCCGCAGCGUUUCGCCGCGAAAGUGUGUGCUGGUCAGACGACAGUUUCACAUCUUCCUCGGAAACAUUUGCCUUAAACUGCCAGACACAACCACCUCCGAACGCUGACUCAGAAAGUAUAGGCCACCUCCUUAGCCACAUCAAACUCCUCCUUCGUCGUAAAACCGCAGCAAUCGCAGCUGCAGAAGCCGGUCUUUACAACGAAUCCAUAAGACAUUUUUCAAAAAUCCUUGAUGGGCGCCGUGGUUCCCCUCAAGGAUUUUUAGCCGAAUGCUAUAUGCAUCGGGCUUCAGCUUAUCGGUCAUGUAACCGAAUAGCUGAAGCCAUAGCUGAUUGUAACCGAACAUUGGCGUUAGACCCGUCUUGUAUCGAGGCCUUGGCUACCCGGGCUUCACUUUUUGAAACCAUUCAUUGUCUCCCUGACUCGCUUCAUGAUCUCGAGCACUUGAAACUGUUGUAUAACUGCAUUUUACGCGAUAGAAAGCUUCCUGGGCCGGCUUGGAAACGCCAAAACGUUGGAUAUAACGAGAUCCCUGGAAAACUCUGUUUAUUGACCAACAAGAUUCAAGAACUCAAACAAAGAGUCGCGUCGGGUGAAAUAGGAAAUGUAGAUCACUAUGCUCUGAUGGGAUUAAGACGUGGAUGUUCGCGGUCUGAGUUGGAAAGAUCACAUUUGUUACUUGUAUUGAGACACAAGCCCGAUAAGGCCACUAGUUUUAUCGAUAGGUGUGAGUUUACGGAAGACCAUGACAUUGACUCGAUUAAGGACCGGGCUAAAAUGUCGGGCUUGUUGCUAUACAGGUUGAUACAAAGAGCUUACACGAAUCUAAUGAAAACAAUUUUGGAUGAAGAAGCUAAUGAGAAACAAAGGAAAAAGGCAUCAGCUGCACUGCAACACGCAAUGCAGCUAAAUGAGCAUCAUCAGCAACAACAGUCGUCUAAACCGGUUACUAGGACGACAACAAUCUCGACUAGGACAAACAAAAGCCGGAAUCAAGUUGAAAACACAAAUGCAUUUCAAGGAGUGUUUUGUAGAGACCUUGCUAUUGUUGGGAACUUGUUGUCACAAGCUGGUUAUAAUCGUCCUAUUCCGGUUAAAUAUGAAGGUUUAAGCUGUUAAUUAUAAUAAUUAUCUUAAGUAAUCUUUGAUCAAGAUUUUGAUCAAGAAAUA